Molecule: messenger RNA, 5618 nt
Organism: Strongylocentrotus purpuratus (purple sea urchin)
Lineage: Eukaryota; Metazoa; Echinodermata; Echinoidea; Camarodonta; Strongylocentrotidae
Exons: 3
Coding region: 348-2609 (753 amino acids)
Source: RefSeq, a predicted model, not a curated record
AUCGCUUUUGGAUUUUUCUUGGUUGUAUUGACUUUUCCUUGGUUUAAGAAAAAUUAGGUCUAUUACCGGUCGGUCUAUUAUUGUGGUCUCCUUGAUAAGUGCAGUCAAGCGUCUGGUGUUUUUACGUCUUUAACUAAUCUCUUUGUAAAGUCUUGUUUUGUUCAGUUGUCUGUCUGUCCUAACCAGCAUCAACACAGAGUCCAUUUGAGGAAUGUUAAACCAAUACACUUUAUAUUUUAUCUUUGAUGUGAUACAGCUAAAGGAUUUCAUGUACUUGUUGUGAACAGAGGGAUAUAUGAUUGAUAUGGAACUAGAUCUUCAUAUCGUAAGUGAAGAAUCCUGUCAGCAUGGGUGAAUGGACUUCUGAUAAUAUGAUCAGUAAAAUGAACAAAUGGCAGAAUAGACUUGAUUCAACAGAUCUUGAACACUCGGAUGACAUACACCAAAUAGAGCAAAAGCAAUACAGCUUUGAAGGAACAACCAAUGUGUGGCAGAAGAGCAAACAGUCUGAUCCGUCUCAUAGUUACGAUCCUUUUCGCGAAGAUGAGCCGAGAGUUUGUGCUCUAGAGACAUUGCAUUUGAACAGCACAAUGAGGAAGCAUUUGUGUAAGGGACAGAGCUUUGAUAUGAGUGAGAUUGGGUUCAAUGUAGAUGUUCCUUAUGACUAUACACACAGUCUUCAGCCAGAGAGUGAUAUUGAAGAGUACAUUGUAAUAGAUGAUGUCCAUGGUGAUUCUUAUGAUCCAGUAAAAGCGGAUGAAUAUUUAUUGUGCCAAGAUUGCUCUGGUGAUGUCUCCGAUGCUGUACUGACAGUGAUGGGGAAAGACAAGAGGAAAUGGAGGUUCAUGAGAGCAAAGCAGCAGAGAACAGGUCCACGUCAACCCAUCCGUGUUGAUAGCAUGGAAGACACUUUGAACAAGCUCAAAAAGUCAGAUAAACCUCUCGUUGGUAAGCCCAAGACACUGUUGAUACCAAAGUCAAAUACCACAUCAGACAUUGGGACAAGGGAUGGAGAUAAGACUCCUUCUGGUGCCUUUCGACCCAUCAAGUCUGAACCAGCGUUAGGCACACAGAUGGACAACGUUUCCAAAGAAACAUCCACUCAGUGCAAUGUCAGAAAGACAAACGCACAAGGAAUAGAAGGUGGCAUGCUAUACAGGCAGAAGAGAACAAUGUCGAUGCCUGAGGCACCCACCAAAGGCAAGCUGAAGAAACUGCAAAGCCAGAUAUCAUCUGUAUUCAAGAAGCGAGAGAGCUACCCUCAUGACGAAGCUUACACCAGAUGCUCCAGGAAGCGAUACGUUUCCUCAUCAUCCUCGUCAUCUUCAGAGACCUCCCCCAUCAUUGCUUCCUACCUCUCAUCUCCAGAGGUGUUUCAGGAUGAACCUUUCUGUGAAAUAGACAUUGAUGUGGAAGAGAUAGAGAAGGAAGCAAGUGAAUUUGAGAAUAUUGUGGAACCGAGUUGGGUAUCUCAAUCAAGCAUUUUGUUGUCCCACAGUCUGGUACAUCAAAACAGUCAAGAGGAAUGUACUGAAACAGAAGAGUGGGUUGUUUCAAAGUCCGGAGAGUAUAUGUACUUGUUCAAAGAACCCAAUGCUCACAGUGAAGGGGAUGGAUUUUCUAGCAGGAAUCAGGACUUGCCAGCAGUCAAUGCUGACGUAGUGCCUGAGAGUCAUGCUGCCAUCAGUGUUGAAAAGGGUACAGGUUUUGCUAGCAGUUGCGGCAGUGAAGGAGGUGUGAGUGGAAGCAGUGCUCAGCUGCCGAUCUCCCGGCAUUGUACUUCUUCGCUCACUUUAGGGACCAUGAAUAAUGAAUUCCAAUUAACAGACGGAAAAUUUGGUGCUGUAAGCCCAGACACCAUCAGCCCCGGGGUAGUAGUUCAAGCUCAUGAGGUCGCUGAAUUGUGCAUCCCCAAUGACAAUGGCAUCAAUCACAACAAUAGGUCCACAUCAGAGAGCCCUGAGCAAGGGUAUAGUACUGCUCCAGAGACAGACAAUAUGCCUGAAUGUCAAGAGUCAAUGGCCUAUGAUAGCGAUGAGAAUGACAAUAGUAAUAGCAGUUCUUAUUCUUCAUGCGAUGAAACCGUGAAUGACAAAUUUACCAGGGACCUAGCAUCUGCAGGUGUAUUCAGCAAUGACUCUGAGCAUGUGAUCAUCACUGCAUCGUUGCCGGUUGGUCCUAACUUGAUCCCUCAGGCCGAUCCUAUACCUAUGUUGAUGGAUGCUCCUCCCCCGAGGGAUACCGCCCUUCUGGAUGGAGACGGGGAGGAUGAGGAUAAACCAGGAGGAGCAGCGGAAGAUCAAGGAGAGGAGCCGGAGGAUGGGGAGGUCAACUACAGUCAACAUGUUGGUGCAUCCCUCGUCAACAACACCAUGGCCAUCAUGCUUCUCAUAGACCACAAGUUGGGCUCAGGGUCCUUCCAGUUCUCACCCAGUGCAGAAGACAGUAUCUUACAAGAUGAUGGGCCUGAUGAAGGUGGUCCUGAAGGUGACAUUGAUGCAGUCCAGUUCCAGUACCAGGAUCCUGAUGAGAACCUUGAGGAGGAUAACCUGCUGAUGGCCAGGACCUUACACUACAUGAACCGUCAGCAACAGGAACUAGACAGGUAGGAACUGGACUACUUUCUCCUUGUUAAUUCUCACAUUUUCAGAAACCAGGGGCCACUUUAUCAAAACCAUCUCAAGUUUAUUAAGUUUGUGUAAAUCUCAUUGAAACAUGUGUUAAUUCACAUAUUUCCAUGGAAUGUGUGAUAACUUGGAUUUAUUACAGUUUCAAGAAAAUGGGCCCUGGUAACUGAUAGAUUUACAUUUAUUCAUGUUUCCCCCAAAUCCAUGGUAACAAACUUCUUUAAAGGCGGUGCCUGUGACACAUGGGCACCCAAAUCAGAACACCCAAAAUUUUGACAUUUGUACUGUACACAUCUGGACCCCUGUCCAAAAACUUUGGUGUCGAGCCCUGGUACAAGAUUUGAGAUGUUUAAUUUUCUCUACAUGAAGCAGUUGUCAUGUAAUACUACACUGCAGAUGCAAUUAGGCACCUCUUUAUUGCUUCAUUUAACUAGACCCUGAAUUUUGGUUGUGAUUUUCUUUUGUAUGUUUUGUUUUAUUUUGACAUAAUUUUUUUUUAAAUGUGAGAGACAUCAACUUCACACACAACUUGGUUCGUUUUUUUGUGGCUGCUGUCAGCUAGGCCCUGGUUUUUUUAAUGACAAGUUUGUGUGUGUGCUGUUAUGUUUUAUUUUGCUUUAAGAAAAAUAAAUGUGCAAGACAUUAACUUAAGAACGAUCUUUACUUUGGUUUUCAACAGUGUUGAUCAACCUCCCUGCUUUGAUUUGGUUUGUCUGUAUAUUCAUAAACAUUUUGUUAGUUGCCCGCAUGAAGGCUGUUACUGUUAAUGACAAUCCAUGGCUCUAAUGAUCUUCUUGUGGGCAGCCAAUGAAUUAUACCCUCAUCUCUGCUGUGUUCAUAAGUUUAAACCCAAACCGUCGAUGGAGAUGGGGUACGAUGUGUUCAUGGACCCUGGGACUCUCAACAUGUGUUGAUGUGGUGUGUGAUUUUCAUAGGGCAUUAAUUCCUAAAGUGCAUCAGCAUUUUACACGGCUUAAGUGGUGUUAUUCUUCCAUUGGGGCACGAGAGCUGGCCAAUAAAGUGCUUUUCAUCCCUGUAAUUGCAAAGUGGAGAUGCAUUGUAAACUGAUUUAGAAGUAGAUCUUUAAAGCCCAGUAUGUGUAGGCCAACAGACAUUUAGCCAACAGAUAUUGUGAUAGUCUCUAAUAUUCAUUCUAUCUUGUACACUGUAGGAAAAUAAAAAGAAUAUCUAUGCAGGAUGUUAAUGAUGCUUUAAAAGCCCUAGGACCAACUGAAAAUCAAUUUUAAGGUUCUUUUUUUUCUUUCCUUCGUUGUAAUAUAAACAUAUAGAGUUUGACCAAUCACUUCCUUGCUAGCGUUUGGGAAGUAUAUCGUCUGUUUGGAAUCAGAAGGGCAUUAUUUCAUAUAAUAUUUCAUAGGCUUUAAUAUUAAUGCCCUGCUGGCUCCAAACAGACAAAUUAUCAUGUAAGAAAUCAAUAGCACUUUCCGGUAUCAAAGAGAAAUGAGUAUGAAUAUUGAGAGACAUACUACAUGGCAUGUAUUCUGUAUGAAGUGUUAUUUGUUAUUUGUGAAUGCUCUCAGGAGAUGAUAUAACUCAUCUUGGUUUUAGGAUAAAUAGAUGAAUACCUGACACUGACGAACAUCGAUAUGAGCGUAUUAUGCAUUGUGCCAUUUUGAUAUCUUUUCCUGAUAUGAACAUACUCUUUUAAAUCAGAAUGUUAAUAUUGUAUGCAUCUUCUCUUUGGAAGAUGAACAAAAAAAGACCAGUUGUAGUAUUGAUGGAGAGGAGAUGUAUGCAGAUAUAUUCUGUACAUUCUCUUUGAGUUAUGAUGAUUUACCUGCUCCUCACAGCCAGAAGGGCAUUAACUCAUAGACCUCAACACAGAGUUAACACCCUUCUAGCUUUCAACAGAUGAUGUCUUGUCUGAGUCAAAAGUGUAUCGGGCUACAACAUGGACGUAAAGGUCACAACUGAGACGUACAUUUAUAAUCAAUCUCAAUAAUUUGAUUCAAUAAUUGUUACUGAUUGUGCCCAUACUUGGUACGUGUAGCAAAUAAAGGGUGACAUUGGUGCCAUCACAGGGACUUGAACCAUAUUCCCUAUGAUCACCAGUCCGGUGACUUAUGCACUAGACCAUAACACCUGUACAACUUCCUCAAUGUUUUCCUUGGUUUACCAUGCAGUGCUUGAGAUAACACUUCGGCUGAAGGCUCAAGUACACUGGAUUGUCUGAUGUCUUGAGAAUGUUGGUUUGCCUUAAAUGUUAAUAUAAAACACUAGUGGUCAAGUAUUAGAACAGUACCUGCGUAACUUGAAUCGUGGAUGAAUAGGCAAGUGAUGUCCUUUGGUUUCUAACCACACAUUUCUCAGUGGUCAGACGAAGAAUGGUGCUUUACACACCCCUGAAUAUUCUUGAAGUUCAGCGGUAAAGUGCUCUUUUGUAGCCAAAUGUCAUGCAUUUUGUGUCAACUAUGUUUGCCUUAGAUGUAAGAAUAUGCAUUGGUUCCAGGAAACCUCUUUUGUUGUACUGAGGUACACUAAUUUAGGCACAAAACUUUUAUCUUUCCCUUGUGGUAAAAUCUCACAUCAAGCAAUCUGUUCUUUGAAAGUUUUAAAACACACUCACAAAGAUUUCAAUAAAUAAACUCAAGGAGAAUAUCAAUAAUCUAUUUGUUCAUAGGAAUAAUGUUUGGAAUACGUCAUUAUCAUGUACCUGCAUUUCAAUAAGUUACACACAAGGCUAUUGCAAUUUCCCUGGGAUGAUUUCCUAAAAGUCUUUAAGAUUAUGUUUUUCCUGCUUGGAAAUUGAAAUAAUAAACACCCCACUACAACAGCUCUGCAGGGAGAUGAAAUAUCAUAACAAUCCAGAAUUUAUGAAACUUACAUGAGGUAUGAAGAUGAAAAAUAUUGAAAUUAAAAUCUUUUAUUUUGAGCCAGAAUGACAUUUACAGAGCUGCGAACCAUUCCGUUUUUGCCGGAAUUACUCCGUUUUUUCCUCCCAAUUACUGUAUUAUGUUUUUUCUUCAUAAA